AUGCAUCUCUCAAUCACCGUUGCCUUAGCUGUUGUUUCCGCUGUCCAAGCUGGUUACGUCAAGCCAUACAAGACUUCGUGCUGUGAAGACAGUGAAAUCACCACUUUUGAUGACUACUUUGCUUUAGCUAUCAAGCCAUUAUGUGAGGACAAACUUUACAUUGCAUUUGAAAUCGAUGAUGGCCAGUUGGAACACAACUGUGACACUGUUUGCUGUGAUGUUGCUUACGCAACACCUUAUUACGACGAUUACUACGAUGAUGACUAUGAUGAUGACUAUGAUUAUGACUGUGACGAUGACUGCUACAGCACUUGCUACGAUGACUGUGACGAUGACUGCUACAGCACUUGCUACGAUGACUGUGACGAUGACUGCUACAGCACUUGCUACGAUGACUGUGGCGAUGACUACUACCCAGACCCAGUCUAUGAGGACUGCGACUACGACUGUGACGAUGACUGCCACACUACUUGCUACGAUGACUGCUACAGUACUUGCUACGAUGACUGCGACGAUUACUAUGGCGACGAUUACUAUGGCGACGAUUACUAUGGCGACGACUACUAUGGCGACGACUGCUGUGACUACGACUGCUGUGACGACGACUGCUGUGACGACGACUGCGAUGAACACAAAAAAUACUACUCCGGCUACAAGAAGAAGAGAGGCGACUACUACUCCAAAAAGAAGAGCUCAUAUGACUACUUGUGCUACGAUUACUGCUCGGCUGAUAUCAGCUGCUACGAUACUUUCACUUUGUGCGAUGGCGUGAUCACCGAUGAAGAAAAAAGAAUUGGGGAAAUUGUCGCUAACCACCAAUUCCAAUUUGAUUUCCCAACUCAACCAGAUGCCUUGUUUACCUGUGGAUGGUCUAUUGUCUACAAAGACGGCUACUACUUGUUGGCCUUGAACAAAUGCACCACUUUCUGGGAAUGUGCCGUUGAUGACUGUGGCACUUACAAGAUCUACGACAAAUGCAUCGGUGGCCAAUGCAGAGAAGUUGAAAUUGUCGUUAUUUACGACAAAUGCUACUAA
Molecule: messenger RNA, 1035 nt
Organism: Lodderomyces beijingensis
Lineage: Eukaryota; Fungi; Ascomycota; Pichiomycetes; Serinales; Debaryomycetaceae
Source: the annotation of a GenBank genome assembly